GCUGGAAGUUGCUAAAAAAUUACUAACUUCUGAUGGUUGUCUAAUUGUGGCAAUUGACAAGAACGAACAAGCCGAAUUAACUGUUUUAUUGAAAGAAUUAUUUCGGGGCUAUGAAAUUUAUGUUAUAACUAUCGUUCAUAAUCCAAGAGGAGCCCAAGGGACAAAUUUUUCUUAUACUCAUGAAUACGCUAUUUUUGCUGUUCCACAAGAGAGUUUGAGGACCGACGCUAAAAAUUGUUUUUAUCCUAUUAUUAUUGAAAAUGAAAAAGUAAUUGGUUUUGGAGAAGUAGUUGCCGACGAUUAUCAUCCGGAAAAGCAGACGAUUGAGAAAGACGAAGAAAUUAAAAAACUUUUGCGAGUAAAAAAAACAAAAAGUGGUUAUGAGAUUGAACUUGGAAAAGACUUUGGAACUUAUAAAACUAAUGCGAUAAUUUUAGACUUUUUUGCUGGCAGUGGCACCACGGCUCAUGCGGUUUUAGAACUUAAUAAGCAAGACGGAGGAAACCGAAAAUUUGUCCUCUGCGAACAAAUGGAUUAUAUUGAAACCGUAACCAAAGAAAGAAUUAGAAAAGUUUGUGAAAUUGAUAAUCAAGAGAGAAUGAAAAAAAUUGCUUUUUUGAGUUAUAAGAUAGAGCCAAAGGAUAUUGACAAUUCCAAACAAGAAUUUACAGAAUUAUCAUUUACCGACCAGAAAAAAUUUUUGAUUUCCCUGUUGGAUAAAAAUCUUUUGUAUGUUCCUUAUUGCGAUAUGGAGGAUAGAAGUUAUGGAAUUACUGAAGAAGUUAAAAAAUUAAAUUAUAGACUUUAUGGGGAAAA
Racocetra persica is the source of this 816-nucleotide messenger RNA. The record is from the annotation of a GenBank genome assembly. NCBI's taxonomy places the organism in Eukaryota, Fungi, Glomeromycota, Glomeromycetes, Diversisporales, Gigasporaceae.